AUGGUUACUGAAUGUAUAAUCACGAAGAUAGUCGUUUGUUCUGAUUUAGCAGUACUAUUUGACCCACUUAGUUUAUUAGCGCUAGUAAUAGAAGAGAUGAAGAUUUGUAUUCAAUACUUAUGGCAAUUGAAAUUAUCUUGGGAUCUUCGUACAACAUGGUCAACAUAUAGAGAAAACUUAGGUACUCUUGAAAGCUUUAAAGUGUCAAGACACAUCCACAAAACCAUGGUGCCAUUAUCAACAAAGCAACACAUUUUUGCUGACUCAUCCGAAAAGGCAUUUGGUGCUGCAGCAUAUGUCCGAGCAAUUUUAAAGGAUGGUGAAAUAAACGGCGACUAUUAUGUGCGAAGUCACAAGUAG
This is a messenger RNA of Teleopsis dalmanni, 360 nucleotides long. RefSeq lists its product as uncharacterized. The record is from RefSeq and is a predicted model, not a curated record. The transcript has a single exon. The coding region runs from base 1 to 360 and encodes 119 amino acids. Lineage: Eukaryota; Metazoa; Arthropoda; Insecta; Diptera; Diopsidae.